AUGGAGUUUGCAACUUUGGCUGAAUUUAAAAAAGCUGUGAAAGACUAUACCAUCCAUAUUGGAAGACAAAUCAAAUGGAUAAAGAAUGACAAGGUAAGAGCAAGAGCAAAAUGUGUGUUUGAGCAUUGCAAAUGGGAGAUACUUUGUUCGCGUAGUAGUAUAACAAAUAGCUUUCAAAUCAAGACUUUUGAAAAUACAACUCACUCAUGCCCAGGAACAUUCACGAAUAGUCAGGCUGAUAGAAAGUGGGUUAUUGAGAAGUUGGAAUUGAGAUUGAGACAACAGCCGUCUCUUAGCCAUAGUGAGGCUUAUUACUUGAUGAAAGAGGAUUAUAAUCUACAUUUGGAGGAUAGUAUGAUUUAUAGAUCACUUAAACAAGCAAAACAAAAUGUCGAGGGAUCUGAAAUUGAUCAGUAUGCUAAGCUAUGGGACUAUUGCCAUGAGUUAUUAUCCCAGAAUCCAGGUUCAACGGUGAAAAUGAGCACUAUACCACAACAAGAAGGGCCGCCAAUAUUUCACCGAUUGUAUAUAUGUUUUGAUGCUAGUAAAAGAGGGUUCAAGGAAGGUUGCAGACCUAUAAUUGGAUUGGAUGGUUGUUUUUUAAAGGGUUAUUUUGGAGGACAAUUGUUGACUGCUGUCGGCGGAGAUGCAAACAACCACAUUUUUGUCAUUGCAUAUGUUGUAGUUGAUGUCGAAAUUAAAGACUAUUUGUUUAGAGACUAUUUGUUUUAA
Molecule: messenger RNA, 732 nt
Organism: Trifolium pratense (red clover)
Lineage: Eukaryota; Viridiplantae; Streptophyta; Magnoliopsida; Fabales; Fabaceae
Exons: 1
Coding region: 1-732 (243 amino acids)
Source: RefSeq, a predicted model, not a curated record